Molecule: messenger RNA, 1410 nt
Organism: Verruconis gallopava
Lineage: Eukaryota; Fungi; Ascomycota; Dothideomycetes; Venturiales; Sympoventuriaceae
Exons: 1
Coding region: 237-1019 (260 amino acids)
Biological process (GO): poly(A)+ mRNA export from nucleus
Cellular component (GO): nucleus
Source: RefSeq, a predicted model, not a curated record
CGCUCGACCUUCCUUUCGCUCCUUUCUCGUCUUUGCUUGCGGUCGCGAAAAAAUCCACAUCGCCAUCCAUCAGCCAUUGUUCACCUCCUGUCUUUACUUUCCCACUUCGGCGGAUAAUCUCGCGACGGACGCGAUUUCGUUCCUGCGCACUUGAUUCCGAGCGCGCUUUCGUUCCACGAUCCGCAACCCCUUAGAAUUUCUCAAUCGAGCGUGUCUGUCCUUAUCCAUCAACCAAGAUGCCUGAGUACGCUAAAAUGAAGAAUGCCGAACUGGAGGCUCUGCUGAAGGAGCGGGGACUGCCACACACAGGCAAGAAGGCUGACAUGGUCGCCCGCCUGGAGGAGGACGACAAAAAGAAAAGCGAGGAUGAGAUUGACUGGGACGAUGAUGGCGCAGAUGCAUCCGCAGGCACCAUACAAGCGGCGCCGGUGGUUGAGGCUGCGCCUCCCCCGGCUGCCGCUCCGGAAGCUAAAGUCGACAGCAAUAACACUGAAGCGGCGCCCGUUCAGGAUAAGGCAAAUGCCUCGCCAGCGGCUACGGAUCUUGCUGUGAAGAAGCCAGCGGAAGCCAAACCCACGGCAGAUGGCACUGCAGAGACAAAAGAGGCGCCCAAAGCAGACUACUCUUCUGGCAUAGCGGCAACGGACAUUGACAAGGAGCUUGAAGCGCGUCGAAAGCGCAUGGAACGUUUCAAUAUCAAAGCUGAUGAGCAAGAUCCUAUCGCUGCCGAAGCCCAGAAGCGACUGGAAAGACAGAAAAAAUUUGGCGAGCAGGCGCCAGACACGAAUAGGCUCGACUCGGCUCUGUCGGAGCGACGGAAGCGCGGUCGCGAAGGCGGUGAUGACAGAGGCGACUUCAAGCAAAGACGUGGUCACAGGGGCUUCCGGGGUGGUCAGCGCAGAGGAGGAGGAGGCCACAACGGCGAUCGGGGAUCACGUCAGGAACACAAUGGAGGUGGAUCGUGGAUGUCAAAAGCCGAUAGGGAGGCCGCCGAAAGGAGAAAGGCACGAUUUGGUUGAGCCGCCGAUUGCACAUGCUGAGCUAUGUGCGCGUCAUCAAAUCUCGUUGACUUGGACACGGGCGCAACACUUGAUACUUGCAAACUCUGAUUGUACGCGAAAUUGAAUGGCAAUAAUCUGUCUUUCACAGAAAGGAACAGCAUCUUACGGCAGUCUACCUCUUCUCACUUGUUGUACUAUUACCUGCGAUCUUGGCAAAUGAGGGAAGAAAGGCAGAUGGCAUAUGGCACGUUCGGCGAUAGCCUGUUGGCACGGUCAAAGCCUUUAGGGAAAGUUAAUCGAUGAAACAAAAAUUCGAUACCAAGUCCGCAUGCGGAAUGGCGGCGUUUGUCAAAAGAACCACACUAUGUUAGACACGCAAUGAGUAGUCACUCUUAAUGAACUCCGUGCU